Messenger RNA from Suillus clintonianus, 3065 nucleotides. Its product is annotated as DNA repair helicase. Gene Ontology annotation, biological process: establishment of sister chromatid cohesion; nucleobase-containing compound metabolic process. Bases 371 to 2986 code for a protein of 871 amino acids. The transcript has 16 exons. NCBI's taxonomy places the organism in Eukaryota, Fungi, Basidiomycota, Agaricomycetes, Boletales, Suillaceae. Gene Ontology annotation, cellular component: nucleus. Gene Ontology annotation, molecular function: hydrolase activity, acting on acid anhydrides, in phosphorus-containing anhydrides; ATP binding; DNA helicase activity. The record is from RefSeq and is a predicted model, not a curated record.
GCGGCAAAGAUUUGGUUACUGGAGUAUUGCCCGACGUGAUAACGAUCAAUCAAUUACACCUCUCUGCUGAGCUUGCUCACCACCAUACCCAAGAGUUCAGGUUGUAUGAUUUUCACUGUACUCUACCUAUCUAAGUAGUAACUGCCACACUUACGCUUGGCCACAUCCAUCCUUUGUUUUCACUAUCCGCAAUGUUCCACUAUAUGCACUAGUUCCAGACACAGUGUACUACAUCGUCACAUCAUCUUAUAAAUCACCCAAGCUUUGUUACACGCUCCACUUUUCACUGCUUUGUGUGGUGCACUGGUGAACUUUCAAGUACCCUGCGACGACGCGUGAGGUCACGCGUCGCGCCUCUGCACUGUUCGGCAUGGACAACGACGAUCUCGUCCUUCCCACUCCCAGUAGUUUCCCUGCAUUUCCAUACGACCCGCCCUAUUCGAUACAGAUAGACUUGAUGCGUCAUGUCUAUACGUCCAUUGAGAAAAGGCAGGUCACCAUCGUGGAGAGUCCUACUGGCACUGGUAAGACACUAAGUCUACUGUGCUCGAGCCUCUCGUGGCUUGUGGACGAGAAAAACCGCGCCCGCAAUGGCCAACUAUUGCAGCAGUCCCUCACAAGUGCUGAGCCUUCAUGGGUAGCAGCUCAGGCUCUCGAUAUUCGGAAGCGCGAGCUGGAGGCAGAGGAUAAGGAAUACGAAGAACGCCUCGCCAAAGCUCGGAAGACCGAGGCUCAUUUCCGUAUGCUGGCUCGGGCACGGGUUACCAAAAAGCAACGCGUGACAGUCGAUCUUGCUCAAGACCAUCUUGACGAGGACGCAUAUCUUCCAGACGACGGCUAUGAAGAUAGCCAAGAUAACUUCUCCCCCGCUGUUCGUGCUCUGAUGGCGAAAAUAGACAAUACCAAACAUAAUCCAGCCUCUCAAGGAGAUGAGCCGUCCUGCACGAAAGUCUACUAUGCUUCUCGCACACAUUCACAACUUUCGCAGGUCCUGCCCGAAUUGACCAAGCUCAAGUUCAAGCACCUCGCAUUGGGCAGUGCGGUUCUAGAUGAGAGCCCAAUGGGAAACAUCUCUCGAGCCGAUCACGAUCCUUGUCAAAAGAAACGGACCCUCGGGAGUGUAGAUGAUGAAAAGUGUGAAACAGAUCAGCGCCAGUGGCGGACCGUACCCCUUGGAUCUCGCAAACAGCUGUGUAUCAACGAGGACGCAAGGUCAAGGUCAGGAGAUAUAGACGAAAAAUGUCGAGAAUUACUGGAAGGGAAGCAAAAUAAACGAUGUCAAUAUUUGCCUCCGGUGGGUGAUGACACCCGCAUGUUCGAUCUACGAGAUCAGAUUCUAGCAUCGCCAAAAGACAUAGAAGACCUUGCCACCGCUGGGAAGAACACGCAAACUUGCCCUUAUUACGGAUCUAGACGAGCAAUACCUCAGGCAGAGCUUGUUACUCUGCCCUAUAACCUGUUAUUGCAGAAAACCGCCCGAGAAGCCCUGGGAAUCGACUUAACCAACCAGAUUGUCAUCAUUGAUGAAGCCCACAAUUUGAUACCAACUCUACUGUCACUUUCAAGUGUCCGCCUGACAUCCAAUCUCCUGUCGACCUCAUUGAAACAGGUCUCAGUGUAUUACCAAAAAUUUCGCAACCGGCUGUCUGCAACGCAUGCAUUGCAUCUGAAGAGGCUUCUUGGUUUUCUCGAUGCAUUCCAGAGGGUCGCAAUGGAUUGGAUGGCGGAGAAGUUCAACGCCAAAUCCAAAAGGCAAGAUACUGAAGUCAUAACUGUGCCAGAUUUCAUCCACAGGCUUGGGAGAAAGGUAGAGGGUAUCAAUCUCCUCGAGAUCGAGUCAUAUCUCAAGCGCAGCAAAAUAGCACGGAAGAUAUCUCGUUAUGCUGUUGAUGUUUGUGAAGGCGAGAAGCCUGGGAGAUAUUCAUCGGGUGUGGCCACGCCGCCACUGCAUACAAUUGAAGCGUUGAUGUUGGGGCUGGCGGGGGCAAGUGAAGACGGUCGACUAAUAUUUUCUACUACUGGAGAUGCUGUCGAGAUUAAAUAUCAGCUGCUGAAUCCAUCAGCGUUGUUCCGCGAUGUCGUGGAGGUGGCACGUUCAGUUGUGCUUGCCGGUGGGACCAUGUCACCAAUGUCUGCUGUAGUGUCCGAGCUUUUCACGUACUUAGCUCAAGACAGGCUGACGACUUUCUCUUGUGGUCAUAUUAUCCCUGCGUCUAACGUGCAGACAUUGCUGCUUACGAAAGGGCCUUCGGGUUUAGACCUGGAGUUCAAAUUUGCACAGCAGAGCAAUCAGCAAGUCGUGUCCGAGCUAGGUCAAAUCGUAUUGAACUUCUGCAAUGUCGUGCCUGGUGGAAUAGUAGUCUUCUUCCCUUCCUAUGCAUCGUUGAAUUUUACAAGAGAGGCUUGGAGUCAGAGUGGAUUACUGGACAAAUUCAGUGUAAAGAAGAAAGUCUUCUUGGAGCCCCAGGAGAGUUCAGGAGUUGAAGUGAUCCUUCGGGAGUAUGCUAUAGCUGCCAAAGCACAUAUGCAACUAGAUAAGAAGACUGGCGCGAUACUAUUUGCAGUUGUCGGGGCCAAGCUUUCAGAAGGGCUGAACUUUUCGGAUGAUCUCGCUCGUGCUGUUGUUGUAAUUGGGUUGCCUUUUGCCAACAAAAAUUCUCCAGAGCUUCAGGAGCGUAUGCGGUACGCGAAUCAAGCAGAGUCGCGAUCUGGGGUAAAGAGACAUGCUGGUGGCAAAGACGCAGCGGCCGAAAUGUAUGAGAACAUGUGUAUGAACGCAGUCAAUCAGAGUAUAGGCCGAGCCAUCCGACACCGCGGGGACUGGGCUUCUCUCGUUCUUAUCGAUCGACGGUUCACGUCCCCUGCGAUUCGCGGGAAACUACCACAAUGGCUAAGAAAUGAUGUGGCAGUUUGUGAGACUUUUGGCCAGGCGAUGAAACAUCUAGGAAACUUCUAUCGAGAAAAGAGACAGCGUACAGUAUGUUGAUAUAGAUAUUUUAUGAAGCGACGCAUUGUAAGGCAUGGCUUGUGAGGGCAUACUGUAGUCUGCUGGGCCCAGGCUGAGC